GCUCAGAGUGCUCUGUUGCUGUGCUGGCGGAAUCAAAAGGCUUCACGUUAUUUGUUGUGAAAAGCCUCCAUCCUGUAUAUAUGUUGUGGCCACGAUGUUCUCCACCAGUUUACAUCUUCUGGUCCUUUGCUUUGGGUCUUUCGCAUUCCAGAAUCUUAUGCGCAUUACGGGCCGGUACAGUACUUCCCGCCUUACUCAGCCUGCAGCCGCUCUGCGAAGCUCCAUCAUAGAUCAACCACGGCAGAGCGGACUUGUGGCGGUCUAUCCUCCACUAUCUGGUCCAAGUUUGUUUGGUGAUUCAUCAUGACUUUGCCAUCACGAAAAAAUCCUCGCCAGGUAUCCUCUGACGCCGUGCAAACGCGAUGAGAGGCACUUUGCACAGUGCCCUGGCCUUACCCUACAAGGGUAGGUAGGGUAGCUUUUCCUCCGUCAAUAUUGGUACCCACCAAGCACGGCGAAGAUAAUUGUGGGUCGUAAAGCCACAAGCAUUUGAACGGAUUUAAUCGGUAAUAGACUCGGACUGGGCUUACGGUGGCUGUCGACUACACAGUACGUGAAGCUGUCGCUCGCAAUUUGCGCUAUGUUCUACCAGCAGCAACGGCUUCGUUUUUCUUGCUGCUAAUAACCCACAGGAGUGGUUUGAUGCGAUGAGUUACUUCGUAGCAGCUGAAAGCCCAUUGCGGUGUUUUUCGACGGGUCUACGUUGUGGUACCUCGCUCCAAGCUGUUCAAGAGUUGCAUACUAACUUCACCAGUCAAGUUGUAACUACACCGUGACAUUUCAUCGAGUUUCUCAGAAACACAGGCACGCGCAGAGUUCGGACAACUUCUUCCAUCGACAGCGGGUUCCUCUUUCAAAUUUGGGUUCAAAACACCAAAAACACCGUUAGCAAGCAAAGCGAUGACUAACACAUGUUGAAGGAAGAUCUUCAUGAGACCGCUCUGACAGCAGCCAAGCGUUGGAUUAGCAGAGCGCGCCAUAGUAGCUCUUUUUCACGCACAAAGACCUGCUAGUAACCAAGCAAUUCACUCCUAGUAUUCCCUAAGGAAUCAUACCGUGCGCCAUAACUCCGACAGCAAGUGAUAUAAAUCAACACACCAAUUUCUUUGACGUUCGAGAUGGGCUGAUAACUCAGCACGUGCGGGACAUUGACAGAAUCCCCUAGCCUUCAUUUGACACUACUUCCCGCGCACAGAAGGUCUUGAGCUUCUUGAUUGGAAAUAAAAGUGGAGGAUGUCAAAGACCGACGGGAACAUGAUCGACUAGGCCUGGUGUGGUGUGAGCCUCAGAUUGGCUGGGCGGUGACUCGGGGAUGUAUAUCAGGUGCAAAUCACAUGCUGCGUCUAAAGCUUUCAUGAGCACAAUACCUAGGUACUUAAACGAGCCGCUCACCACUCGAGUGGUUUCCUACACCUCUUACCACGACACCCAAUUCAAAAUAGAAUCUACACGAUCUCGAGAUCUUCAAUCUCAUACACCAUUUUCAAAGAUGGGUUUCCAAUCUCCAUCCAACAUACUACAUUUGCCCUCUGAUCAGCGCCUCUCCGAGCUGGUCAAAUUCAUUCGUGGUGACACAAACCUCAACGAAGAACAGCUUCCGGGCCUCGCUGAUUUGCUAGAUGAUGGCGAGGAACAGCGACUCCUCAACAGGUUCGUUAUUGACGCAGAGCCAGCUUCCAGUGUUGGUCAAGACUUUCACAUCGGACUCUCAUCCGGUGCAAUCGAAAUGGUUGAUGGACUUGACUCGCAGCUAGAUAACUUCAUUCAUUCGGAGCAGCCGACUGCGAGAGGUCACUCACCUGCAGGUGGACAUUGCGAUCAACUUGCCAAUGAAGCCAAGUCCCCAGCGGAUGAAGUCCAGAAUUGGAUCAGUUCUCAACCAGACUUCGCUAUAUAUGACGAUUCAGAUCACAAGCAGAAGGUUCCUGUGUUCUUCAACAAGGAAUUCGAAGGCGGGCGUCACUCUGCCGAGAACGUUCCCCAGAUCACCUGCUUCCCGACGACGUCUUACGGAGUCCAGGAGAUUGUAAAGCAUGCGAAGGCGUUUGACUUAAAUGUUCGCGCGGCGGGUUAUGGACACUCCUGGUCACCAAUGCUUGGGAGACAGGCACAAAUUAUGAUCUCCAUCUCGGAUGAUCACAAGGCUCCUGUGCCCCCGAACACUUCAUGUCUUUCUGUCUCGGAACAAGGCGAAUCUCCAACUGAACUCAACACGAUCACCUUCCAGGGACCACCUAGGGCUGGGUGGAGCCGUCUAGUCCGUGUGGGCGCAGCGGUCACGAAUGAACAGUUGAGACGCUGGUGUAAUGCUCAGAAAGGGAAACUUGCAUCUACGAUGCCCAUGAACGUCAGCAUGGGAGAUAUUACGCUUGGCGGAUCCAACGCUACGAUAAGUCAUGGAGCAGGCCGAAUCCAUCCAACCCUCAGUGAUCUUGUGCACACAAUCGAAUACAUCGAUGUAAAUGGAUCCAUCCAGAAGCUCAGCAAGGACACAGACCCUGAGGGUAUGAAGGCUGCAAGCGGCUGCUUUGGACUGCUUGGAAUCGUCACUCACAUCACCUUCGAGCUGAACCCAAUGGCCUACGCAGUCAUGAGGCCGCAGAAGCUACACAUAACCGAAGCAAUCCCGCCCCCACCAGAAAUCAGGAUCGACCAAUUGCCGCCCGGUCUUCGACCAGAAACACAUAUGACGGAGGAGCAGCGCGCCAAGGCACAAGCCGCUUUUGAAGACAAGGCCCGAAACAAAUUCCACGCGGAAUGGUUCUGGUUUCCUUACACUUCCAAGGUAUGGGUCAAUUGCUGGUCGAUAACAGAUGAUCCAGAGGGCGAGGUUGAGUAUCCAAGGGACGCCCAAGUUAUCUUGCAAUGGUUCCAGACCGUGUUGGCCCGGAUUUUGCAAGUAUCUCAAGCCGUUCAGUAUUUACAACACAGACUUCCUUGGGCACAGGUCACCUUGAUGUCCACUUUCUCAUUCUACGGCAUGCCUGACAUUACAGAUCAACAGCCAGCCGUCAAGACUAAGCUACCCAACGCAUUGCACUUCAGUCGCGCAUCCCCAAGCAUCGGGGGCCUGGACACGGAGAUGGAAAUCCCGCUACUUCCGAUGUCUGGAAUACCUCUCUCUGAAACUAGGUUCAGAAACGAGAUUGACUUCAGCAAUGUGCAGCGCGCGUGGUGGGCUGCCAUUCUCACUGCCUACAAGUACCAAGACACAUGCCCCCAACGCCUGCCACUCUCGAUGCGCAUCACAGGUCCAUCACAGGUGAUCAUGGCACCAUACCGUGGCCACACACUCGGGAGUGCAUGUAUCGGGAUCCAGACGCUGGAGAAUAUGCGAGGGAGGCUGUGGCAGGAUUACGCCCAGGAAGUCCUCGACCACUGGAUGAACUUGAAAGACUCGCGAGGGGAGUAUCUCACAACGCGGCCCCACUGGGCCAAGGACUGGUACAGUUUCAAGGUUCGGGGCCAGCCAAUGAUAGACUAUGUGCGGCAGUCCUAUGCGCGUGAGAUAAAGGAGUUUGUCUUCCGCCUAGGUCAGAUCGCCAAGAAGCAGGGCUGGAGUAUGGACGAGGCGAGGAGGAGGUUCGGGAACGACGCACUUGAUGUGUUGUUUUCUACGAGACAUCUCACACCCCUGGGCACCGGGGUGAGAUCGCAGGCGCACAAACAAGAACGCUCAUUCAUCACUACAAUACCGGUCAUUAUUAUCAACUGA
Messenger RNA from Diaporthe batatas, 3715 nucleotides. RefSeq lists its product as uncharacterized. Gene Ontology annotation, cellular component: mitochondrion. Gene Ontology annotation, molecular function: FAD binding; D-arabinono-1,4-lactone oxidase activity. Lineage: Eukaryota; Fungi; Ascomycota; Sordariomycetes; Diaporthales; Diaporthaceae. The record is from RefSeq and is a predicted model, not a curated record. The coding region runs from base 1313 to 3715 and encodes 800 amino acids. The transcript is spliced from 3 exons.